AUGUCUUUUCCGCGUUCUUCGUCUUCGUCUUCCACCAACACCGCAUUCCUUCCUGUUCACGUUCUCAGCCACGAUCGCGAUAGCGGCAUCUCCACCGAAGCCGAAUCAGACAUUGCUGCAGCUCCUGAUCAGCUACGUCCUAUUGCAACGCGUCCAGCAUACCCGUUUAGUGACGACGAUGAAGCAGCACCUCGACCCUCUAUGCGCUCUUUUGAACAAUCCAUGUAUCUCGACGUAUCUUCCAACAAUUCCACCACCGGUGCUGGUGACACAAAAGCCGGCAGCAGCAGUAGCAGUAGCAGCAACGGAUCAUCCCCGUUAUUUAGCUCAAAGAGUUAUCACAAUUACCAAGCUGAACAGGCCAUGCUUGCCAUCAAACAACUGACAAAGGAGGAGACAUGGAAAAAGACACUCAAGCAUAAGAGUGGUGUCAUGGUGUACAUGCAUCAAUCGACAAAGAACAACAACAGCAACAACAGCAAAAUGUUGGAUACCAAAGCACCCAUUUUCAAAGGAGAAACGGUGAUUCAUGGAUUCUCACCUCAAGCAGUAUUUUAUGUGAUCGGCAUGCGGAAGUUAUGGGAUACUCAAUUUGAUGAAGGUCGCCUUGUGGAAAAUCUGAAUGAAACCACUUCCAUCACCUAUGAAGCCUAUCGUCCUAGUGCAGCAUCAAAAGCGUACGAUGUUGCCUUGGUUGAAAGGAUCGAAUGUUCAGCUGAUGGUGUCAUUAUGUUUGCAUGUACAAGUAUUGAGACUCCCAAACUUCCAAAGGUGCCAGGACGUAAUCGACGACAAAUGAAGUUGCAAGGAUGGGUUCUCAAGCCACUUCACACAUCACCGCCAUCUACCAAGGUCACUUUUUAUACCCAAGAAAGCGUGAAGGGAUGGAUUGCAGGCUUGACCAAGAAAUCGUUAGCACGGCGACCCCUCAUCAUUGCCGAAGUUGAACAAUACCUCAUGCAAAAGGCUGGUAGAAAACCAAUGAGUGCCACAGCGUCAUCAUUACCUGAGGGUCAACGUAGGCCAUCCAUCAUGACACCACCCGUACAACAACAGCAACAUCCAUCAUCAUCAUCAUCAUCAUCACCCUCAAGGUCACAAAAGAAACCCGUAUCGAUUUUACAAUCAUCAUCAAGCCAUCAUCUUCAUCCCAACUCUGGUAUCUCAUCAAAUCGACCACCACGUUCUUCCUCGCUUCAAUCAAAUGAAUCACCAGCAACAUCACGUUCAUCUUCCAUGACGAGAAAAAUUCGAUUUGCAGACGAUGAGACAUCGCUUCGUAGCAGCCAUAAUGGAUCAUUGACCACAACAACAACAACACCAGCAGCAUCCAAUGAAUCAUUGGUAUCCAACAAUGAACAACCUAGCAACAACAACAACAACCUCCUUCCGCACCCAUUGAUUCAACCCUCGAGUCGAUUAUACCCGCCAUCAAGGCAUCGCACUGCACGUAAGCAAUGUUUGGAUACAUUGAAACGAUUGGCAUCCAGUGAUCUCGACGAGUGGAAAGAAAUUGGGCAAAAGAACAGUGCAAAGCUUUAUUCCAAAUCCGUUCAAGGGUCUGCAUUAUCCAUCCUACGUGGUGAUGUCGUUGUCAAUGGUACUUGGACACCAGAACAAGUAUGCUCAGUGAUCCAAAGCUUUGGUGCUCGAAAGAUCUGGGAUGAACAUUUUGAAAUGGGACAAGUAGUUGAACGCUUUUCACAAAAAGAGUACUUGGUGUAUACGCAAAUGCGUAGCAUGUUCCCUAUCCACAGCCGUGAUUUCUCGCUCUUGAAUGCGAUUGACAGUGAUCCAGCAACGGGUUCGAUCUAUGUUGCCAGUGCCAGUGUAUCCGACAAUAUGAUCCCUGAGGCAAAGACGCAUGUACGAGGACGUAUCUUUGUCUAUGGCUGGGCAUUACACCCCAUUCGACGUGGUAAAUCAAGCAUAGGUGUGCAAGUGACAUUUGUAUCGCACAUGGAAUUGGAAGGCACGGCACCCUUACCACCAGCCAUCGUUCGUCAGCUGACAAUGGAUGUACCUUCAUGUGUCGAUCGUGUACAAUGGUAUUUGAGACAACAUGGAUGUCCACCUUAUAUCCGACGUGUGGCAGGCAAAAUCACCCACGAGUCAUUUGAUUCCAAAGACAAGAGCUAUCGAAUCACUCUCAUUGCCAAGCACAAGCCAUCCCAUCACCAUCAACAAAAACAGCAAAAGGAUGCCAUCUCAUUAUGGUGCACUGAUAUCCGUACACAUACCAGCAUGUAUAGUUGUGGAUUCAACGUAACAACUCAACCAAGUCAAGGUGUACGUGUUGAGCUACGAGCGGAUGAUAUGGGUAUCAGAAUUUAUACCGAAGAUGAUACCAUGGAUGGUUGUGCCAUUGAAGCAGCCAUCAUUCCAAACCCACCAGGAUCAACUCCUCGCUACACAUGUAACGGUGUAUCUCUCAAAGAUGAGCCUGUGGAAGAAGAAGAGGACGAGGAUGAGGAAGAAGAGUUUAUGGAAACCCAUCAAUUAUUACCACCCUCACCACCUACCUCUACCACCCCAUCAGUGCACUUUGAAGACUCGCCUGCCAUCGCACCCAAGGAUAAAGAACAUAGCUAUAAACGACGUCCUGAGCCUGUCAAGACCAAUUGGGAUGAUCCACCACCAUGGUUUCAAGAUGCAAACGGGCGUUUGGCUACGCCUAGUACGCCAGCUAGUGCACGAGAGUUUAUCCGAAGGAGGAACAGCAGUGUCCUUGUCAUUAGCGAUGAGCUGUCAUUUACGGGUCCACAGCUCUCUAUCAUCUUGCUACUGAUGGCCGUUUGCUAUUACAUGGGCAAGUUAUCUUGUCGAUGCUGA
This is a messenger RNA of Lichtheimia ornata, 2832 nucleotides long. RefSeq lists its product as uncharacterized. The record is from RefSeq and is a predicted model, not a curated record. The transcript is spliced from 7 exons. NCBI's taxonomy places the organism in Eukaryota, Fungi, Mucoromycota, Mucoromycetes, Mucorales, Lichtheimiaceae. Gene Ontology annotation, molecular function: lipid binding. The coding region runs from base 1 to 2832 and encodes 943 amino acids.